Taeniopygia guttata (zebra finch) is the source of this 2565-nucleotide messenger RNA. It is a transcript of the gene CLDN18, whose product is annotated as claudin 18. NCBI's taxonomy places the organism in Eukaryota, Metazoa, Chordata, Aves, Passeriformes, Estrildidae. The record is from RefSeq and is a predicted model, not a curated record. Gene Ontology annotation, molecular function: structural molecule activity. Gene Ontology annotation, cellular component: bicellular tight junction; membrane.
GUUGCCCUGGCUGCCUGCCCCAGACCCGGCUUGCGGAGGCUGGUGCGCGCCCAGGACGCGGCUCCCGUGCGCCUGGCACCAUGUCGGUGACAAUCUGCCAGUCCAUGGGCUUCGUGGUGUCCGCCCUGGGCAUCGGCGGCAUCAUCGCCUCCACGUGCAUGGACCAGUGGAGCACCCAGGACCUGUACAACAACCCGGUGACGGCCGUCUUCAACUACCAGGGCCUCUGGCGCACCUGUGUCCGGGAGAGCUCCGGCUUCACCGAGUGCCGCGGCUACUUCACCAUCCUGGGGCUGCCAGCGAUGUUCCAGGCUGUGAGGGCCCUCAUGAUCGUGGGGAUUGUCCUGGGAAUCCUUGGCCUCUUCGUGUGCAUUUUUGCUCUGAAAUGCAUCCGGAUUGGGAGCAUGGAGGACACUGCCAAAGCCAACAUGACCCUGACCUCUGGCAUCAUGUUCAUCAUUGCUGGCCUGUGUGCCAUCACUGGAGUGUCUGUGUUUGCCAACAUGCUGGUCACAAACUUCUGGAUGUCCACCACCAACAUGUACCAGGGAAUGCAGAACGUCCAGAACAGGUACACCUUUGGCUCUGCCCUCUUUGUCGGAUGGGUGGCAGGGGGCCUGGCCCUCGUGGGAGGCAUCAUGAUGUGCCUUGCUUGCAAAGGGCUCAUCCCAGAAGAAUCCCGCUACAAAGCCGUGUCCUACAACGCCUCGGGACGAAACAUCUCCUACAGGACAGGGCCCUACAAAUCUGGCUCGGGGUAUGAAGCUGACCCAAAGACCAGGAAGGGUGUGGGAUAUGAAGAAGCUCCUCGAAGUGAGGAUGGGAGACGCCCGUACCCUUCGAAAUAUGACUACGUCUAGCAGACCUUCUGGCCUUGAGUUGUGCUAUCAGAGAUUUUUAACUUCACAAGCAAAAAAUGCAGCAAACCAAGCAGUCUGUAAAUAGGAUUGUGUUUUCUAGUAGGUUUUCUCUACUCUGAGGUUGCAUCUUUGUUGUGAACAUCAGUUUUACUUGACUGCCCAUUAGUAUUAACAGUGCCAGGAGGUCUGUGACCAAAGUAAUGCCUUGUGGUGCUCUCAGAGUAGAAUACUUUGCUCCUAUUUUCUGUAUAAACUGAUAUCCAGGAGCAGUGCCUUGUGCCCUUUCUUAAUUGCUCAAAUAGUGGAAAUAUCCCUUUAAUAAUAGCUGUGUAUUUUAAUUAAAUUCUGUUGUGUCCCAUUGGUUGUGCCCAAAGCAAACAGAGCCAGUGGUCAGGGCAUUUUCCUCCCUGGUGACUUCUCUACCCAGUCCCACCUUUGCUUCGCUGGCUGUACUCUAACGCUGAUCUGCUGAUAUUUAAUCUGAUUUCUGUUACUUAGACAUUUGCUGGAGCCCGUGAUAGCAAAGUGUAUUUAUUUCUUUGGAUCUCUCCAGGGAAUGUGCAUAAUCCAUUGUUAUUCCUGCACUAAUAGCUCCCAACCUCCAUGUGCACCGGUGUUCCUGCAGAUGUCAUCUUUAAUGGAGCCAGGAGAAUUUCUCAUUUAGAAUUAAUUAGAGUUACCUGUGGAGCAGGAAUCCCAGGGAGCAUUAGAUGUGUAACUCCGCACCGACAUCAGGACUUCCCUGUGGUAAUUCUCCCCCCAGUGAUGGGAAGAUUAACUCCAUAGUGGAACAUUGCCUCCUCCAGCCAAUCCUUCAGAGAGGGAGUUUAUCUGAAGGGGGAAGAGGGAGACAUGUCAGAACAUUUUUGGGAACAGAGAGCUGUGAGCUUUUAGCAGGUCUUCUCACCUAGUGUCAGAACACAUCCUAAAAAACUCUAGACAAUGCCUAUGAACGGAAGAAAGGGAUAAGUUAAAGAGAAAAAGGGGUUCCAGACCCUACAAAGCAACCAUUUAAUGGCAUCUGCAGUGGGCUUGAGCACCACUUCUCAGGAUUACAAGUUCUCUGAAGGAAUUCAGUUCAGGCAAAAUGGUUUUGGUGAAAUGCUGGUUUUUGGUGAAGAGCUGGACAUUUCUGCAGAGCUGGACCUUUGGAAGGUCAAGUUACCACCAGGUGAGCUGGCAUCUCUGGUGGCUCUGAGGAUUAGAGGGUGCAGGCUGUGUUCCCAGUGAGCACAAACUGCAUCCCCCUCCUCCCCAUGUCCAACAGUGCUCCAUAAACCUCUGCUUCCAUAAUCACCAGCUUUCCACUGCCACAUGGAGGCAAAUCCCCAGCACAGGUCCAGGAGAUCCCGGGGAAGGUCAACAAGAGGAGGAGGCAACACCUGGCAGGUGGUUGGAGGAAACAACCACCACGCAGAGGGGUGGGAAGAGCUUCUAGCCAACAGCAGCUCAGGCUGGAUCUUGGCAAACUGGGACAAACCCCUGUGGGAUGUCAGUACUGACCCUCCCUUUUGUUCCAGCAAAAAACUUGUUUUUAAAGAAGAAGAAUUUCUUUUGCAGAAGUAGAUCCUGUUCUAUUUUAAAAACAUUGCUACUCUUUUCCAUAAUUUGUAUCUCUCAGUAUAAACUUAGAUUUUCUGCCUUUUUUUUUUUUGCCUGCUGGAUUUUUUUUGCUUGUUUGUUUUGUUAGUUGUUGUUUUCUUUU